Molecule: messenger RNA, 1998 nt
Organism: Penicillium malachiteum
Lineage: Eukaryota; Fungi; Ascomycota; Eurotiomycetes; Eurotiales; Aspergillaceae
Exons: 2
Coding region: 1-1998 (665 amino acids)
Source: RefSeq, a predicted model, not a curated record
AUGUUGUUGCCAGUCGCCGUGACAGCAGGACUCAGUCCUGUUAGUCCUAUUACUCCCAUCUCCGAGGAAGAUGAAGAUAUCUAUGUCUCGGAUCUUUCAGUUCACACCGAACAAUCGGCAACCCCGGUGGUGCCGGUGCAUCCAAUCCCCCAGCUUCAAGGUCCCUUUGAAGAGUCGAUCUCUGAAACAAGUGCAGUAACAAGAAGUUACUGGGUAGUCGAUAUAGAUGCACAGACACGGCGUCGCGACUUAUUGGAAAAUGACGAAUAUGAACGGUUGUGUGGUCGCAAAUGGCGCCAAAGAUCCUCUGAACAAUAUCAUCCAUUUUGGAAGCUGGCCUCCCAGUUGGUGUUUGGUGUUCAUCUCCUUGCCAAGCAACUUGCAAUCUCAGAACCGCAAGUGAUGAAGAUUCUCCAAACACAUGUGAAUGAAAUGGAUGGUUUCUUACAAAGAACCACCGAAGAUUUUUUGAUGAUUCAUCUAGAUGUCCGUACCAGGAUUCAAUACCUGAAUCUCCCAUUGGAGAACCUGGAUGUCUUCGAUCAAAUGCUGGAGGAUCGAAACUUCCGUCUAUCCUUGAUCUCUUAUAACGAUCAAAUUGAACAUGCCGUCGACCGAUUCACUCUCGCUAUCACCGACGCCAUCCGGGACCUUCUGAAGGGCAAAGAAGCAAUCAGUGUCCUGUGGCACUAUCUGAUUCAACUUUCCAGCGAUGGCUGUUUCGAGUCCUACCGUCUCAAAGCAUUCUACCAAGCCAUGAUGGAUAACCUAGAAGGUUGGCUCGAAGCCUUUUCCAAACUUCGUCGACGUGGUGCAGCACUUCAACGGGCGCUGGGUCAGCUUGCAUUUGCAGUAACAGAGAUGCAGAGACGAGUGGGAGUAGCAAGCAGGAAAGAUGCACGCUUAUUGAUGAAGACUAAUAAAGAGCCAGCUCGCAAGAAAUCCCUCAAAUUGAAGCUAUGCAUGAAGGGAUCGUCCAGCACCAACACCACCACGCCAGGCUCCAAAAAAGCUUCCUCUAACAAACCACUCCCGCGUGAUCCUUUCCUAAACCAAACCAAGUCACAAUCGAGGCAGGCAGGUGAUACAGAAGAGACAGAAAGGGUCAAUGUGGGUCAAAGCACUACCAAUGCUACCAAGCGUGAAAGUAACAUACCCAGGGCCCUGAGUCGCGCAAAGUCAUGUAGUGCACUGGCAAUGGACUCUAGCUCUAGUGCUACUCCCCCGAUCCCUGCCACGCCUCGCGUACCUGGAAGGUUAAGCAGAAAGCUAUCCAAGCCCUUCCUCCCGAAGAGAUCUGCCAGUGACGGUGAAAAGACUGAUCCUAAACAGAAUCGACCUGCCACGGCCCCUGCUCGGACCCUGAAAUCGCGGAGUGCGUCGAUCGAACAACUCAAAGCUCUCUGGGCUAACAAUCGCCCUGGGACUCAACAGUCCAUGACCAAGACACCAACCACACCCCGACGAGGACCCUCACAUCAGAAUUCAGAAAACGAGAAAUCCGAAUCCAUGAAGGAACAGAUCUCCCAGUUCUUGAAAACCGAUCGGGUAGUGGAGGCGUGGGACAGUAUGGCAGCGAAGACGGGGACGUGCGGGCGUACGAUAUCCAAAACGGCGAAGGAUUGGCCAUGUAGCAUAUUCCGAGCCAAAUCACCGAAUGCCUGGCGCGCUCGAGCUGGUGAUGGAACAGAUCUAUCUGGCACGGAUUUGGGACGACAAAUGUCAUGGGUACAAGAUGAACCAGAGGUUUUGAAUACCUAUUCAUUCAAACAGAGGCCUGAGAUGUCUCCACGGAUCCAUGUGCUUUCUGUGCAGAUGACCCUGGAUGAAGAGUUAAAUACGGAUGAAGACAUCAUCGAUGAGAUACCGAAUGUUAUUGGCGGCGACUCUGAUUCGAUCAUCACUGCACUUCCUGCUGUACCACCGUCUACACCAGCUACGAUUCCAUCUGUUGCUUCUGAGUACAGACCUCGAACUAUCGAAUGUGCUCAGGGGUGA